This is a messenger RNA of Sycon ciliatum, 1798 nucleotides long. RefSeq lists its product as uncharacterized. Gene Ontology annotation, molecular function: aldose 1-epimerase activity; carbohydrate binding. NCBI's taxonomy places the organism in Eukaryota, Metazoa, Porifera, Calcarea, Leucosolenida, Sycettidae. Bases 147 to 1319 code for a protein of 390 amino acids. Gene Ontology annotation, biological process: glucose metabolic process; beta-D-galactose catabolic process via UDP-galactose, Leloir pathway. The transcript has 2 exons. The record is from RefSeq and is a predicted model, not a curated record.
UCCUUCAAAAGGGUUGAUUGAUUCGAACAUUCCCCAUUUCGAGAUUUGCCCAUAUUGUAGGCGGCUUGGAAAACGCGUGUCCGUGAAGAUCCUCUACAGUCCUGCAUUGCCCUCGAAAGAACACAGUUACCAUCCGCUCGAGAAUCAUGUGGCGACAGAGGAGAAGUGUGUGUACCUUCCUGCUGCUGACAUUGCUGGCUGCAGUCACCGCUAAAUCUGCUCCAGAAAGAAGUGAUCGCAAAGCAGAAAAAUCCUCUGCCCGCGAUCGGUACACAGUGGAGGAUAUCAUGGUGGGCGACAUUCCCGGAAAGCAACUCACGGACAACGUUGAAGGACAGCACGUGUGGAUUUUGCCCACGCAAGGCGGUCGUGUCGAAGCCAUUCGCAUGAAGUCGGCCACGAGUGGAGUUGUUCGGGAUGUCAUCCUGACUCAUAACGGUAAUUCGACUGCGAUCAAGGAAAACGCUCUGUUCAAGGGAGCCGUUCUGUUGCCGUUUGCUAAUCGCAUUGCCAACGGCACCUACAUGUUCCAAGGCAAGACGUAUCACUUGAAGAUCAACGAGCCGGAGCGACAGAACGCUCUGCACGGCCUGCUCUACGACAAGGAGCUGACCGUCUUGAGCUCGGUGAGCGGUAACCAGUACGCCAUUCUGGUGCUGCAGUACGUGUUUGACGGCACCGAUCCCGGAUACCCGUUCCGUCUUACGGUGCAGCUGGAUUACAUACUGACCGCCGACGGCUUUGUGCUGAGCGUCGGUGCCACAAACGAGCACGCGUCGCGCCCGCUGCCGUUCUACAUGGGCUGGCAUCCGUACUUCAAGGUGACGGCCACGGCCUCCACCGUUGUUCUCUUCGCGCCAUGCUCCAACUAUAGUCACAUCGUCACGGACAAGACUUCGCUGAUCCCGACCGGCACCACGGAACCCACGAGCACCUUCACUGACUCGAAGCCCAUAGGCGGCACGGCCAGCUCACCGACGUACAUUGAUGACGGCUAUGCCGCUCUGGCGCCCACCGAUGCUAACUGCACCUCGCUGGAGCACAUCAUCUACGACACGUUGUCGAAGGAGGCCACGUACAUGAUCCAGACUGACGACUUCCGCUUCACACAGGCGUUCACCGGGUCCGUGUCAAUCAGCGGGGAGCAAGGAGUCGCCGUGGAGCCCAUGUCGGCUGAGACAGACGCAUUCAAUAAUCACAUUGGCUUGUCCAUACUCAACGCCCAGCAGCAGUGGAGGAGCUCAGUUGCAGUUAGCCUUGGCAAGGCAAGUGAAGGGCCUAGCUUCCGUGAUUUUCUCCACACUUCCCCUCCUCACUAGUACUAGUGUUCACUGGAAUGAUAGUGUACGACAGGGCCGUAGCCUCCACAUUGACUUUUUACAGACAUGAAUGGUUUUAUCCUGGUUUGGCUCGUUUUGCUCUUUGCCAACAUAAUAGUACCUGAUCCUCAGUUGCACCGCACUGACCUUGCACCGUGGCAUUGGUGGCAUUGGUUGUAACCAGGGAGUAGGUUUACUCUCUCAUUGCUUUUUGAUCCAUGUGUUAUGGCAUUUUCAUUUUCCUGUAUUUUUAUUUAUUUAUUUUCCACGGAGUAGGCGGCCGGACAGUCCGAACGUGCCAGUUUUCAAUGAAUUGUUUUGAGUUUUGCCCGUAAAAAAAAUACAUGUAUGUACAUGAAAAAAAACAGAGAGUAGUAAAAGUACAGUAGUAAAUUAUUAUUUUACUACUCCCUGGUUGUAACGGUACCGCAGCAUGAACUAUUGAUAUCACAUGUACCGAGAAUACACAGUGGGGUGUA